This is a messenger RNA of Porites evermanni, 1621 nucleotides long. NCBI's taxonomy places the organism in Eukaryota, Metazoa, Cnidaria, Anthozoa, Scleractinia, Poritidae. The record is from the annotation of a GenBank genome assembly.
AUGAACUUGCUCGUCGUCAACGCGCUUAUUCGCACUAUUGCCUUCAUCACGUGGACAUGUUUUAGUGCUUGGCUUUUCGUUCAAAUGGAGCACACUGAAAAUGAUUUUGUUGAUCAAAAGUAUCAGUUACUGCGCUCCCUUUACAUUUCCAUGGUAUCUAAAUACAACAUGACCAUCGACGACUUCAACAACUUUUCCAAUAUUGCACACGAGGCAUUGUCCGCACCUGAUUUACAGUGGACCUAUCUUCAUUCCUUUGACUUCGUUCUUCAAACGGUGACUACAAUAGGUGAGGAAAGUCUACAUCAAAAAAAUAAAUUAAAAUGCAAUGUUAAAUAAUGCAUUUUAGCCAGUUUGAGUGUCAGCCUAAGGUUGAUAAGUUUUAAUAAUACGAUCACCGGCUAGACUGCCAAGAGCCAUUUUUGAUCAUCGCCGUCGCAAACGCAGAAGAGUAUCGUCCAACGGAGCGUGCCCGUAUAUUUUGCCACUCGAUCGACUGGAAAGGGCCGGGUAACAGUUUUCGAAAGAAUCAUUCGCCAGUUUUUCAUUCGCAACAUAAUUCUUUCCAGCAGCGAAUAUUCAGGAUUCGUGAUGACUAUUGUGAGCCAACAAUAGAAGCUUGAUGCAAAUCUAUUCUAAACUAGUAAUUUAGUAAUUUUUUUUUUUUUUUACAAAAAUCACCACAAUUUAUUAUUAUUGUUUGUGCUCCGUGAUAAAAUUUAUUUCAUCUCUUAAUUCUUUAUACCUCGACAGGAGCAUUUGCAGCACAGAAUUGACCUGAAUAAAAAGCGAUAUCCUCGUAACAUCGCCCCUUGAAGUGUCAGUGUUUUUAAUUUGUUUUCGUGGCCUAAUUUACAACCUGACUUCUUUUGGUGCCGAUAAGUUCACUGAACGGCCUUAGCUAAAAUUGUUAGGAUUGAUCUUCUUGGUGGUAUUUACGCUAACAAUGUUUUAAACAUCUUAACUUUCCUCUAUCAUAGGAUAUGGGUAUAUCACACCAAAAACAGAAGGAGGCAAGAUACUUUCCAUCUUUGUCGCUUUGGUUGGGAUUCCGAUCACAAUGCUGGCAUUAAAAACGGUUGGCGAGCUCAUUGUCUAUGGUGUUAACGAAGUUGUUAAGAAGUUUGAAACGAAAGUCCUCAAGAAGUCAGAAGUACGACAACUGCAAACUAAAACUGCAGUAAUCUUAUUUUUAUUAUUGGUGAUGUUAAUAAUGACUGCCUCCAUUCUUCUUGCAAGAAGAGCAGGUUGGACCGUUACCGAAAGCGUUUACUUUUGGUUCAUAACUUAUACAACGAUCGGUUUUGGUGACUACGUUACAAAAGACUUACCUCAAAGUAUUCAGAUGUUGUCUAGCAAUGGCUCAAGAAGCUACCAAGGCCAAGAAAAACGCGUUUUUGAAGUAGAAGAAACUGCGCAAAUUUUUGUUUCAAUUUUAACCUUGGUAUAUAGUAUACAAGGUCUAUGUUUAGUCUCAAGUAUAUUAAACUCCAUCAUGGCCGCUAUUGAGGAACUGAACCUCCGACCUCGUUGUCUCAGAAGGAAAACUGAGGAUCGGGCCAGUGACAACAAGAACAGUUCUCCAGAGCAGUGUGACAGAGAAGUUAUUCAAGCGUUGUAG